UAAUUAUAUGCAGAUAUGCAUGCAACCUUGGUGGAGCUAGUCAUAGUGAUAUUUAUUUUGUUUAAACAGGUCUUAGCUCUUCGUGGAUCUUAUCAUGGUGAUACUUUGGGUGCCAUGGAAGCACAAGCACCAUCAUCUUAUACAGGUUUCCUCCAGCAACCAUGGUACACGGGAAGAGGGUUUUUUUUGGAUCCUCCAACUGUCUUUAUGCAAAAUGGUGUUUGGAAACUCUCUCUUCCUGAAAGGAUGAAUCCUGAAAAAGUGAAAGUAGAAGAUACAUCCUUCAGCUUGCGCGAUGAAAUAUUCUACAACAGCAGGGAUGGGUCAAGUCUGGCUGGUAGUUAUUCAUCUUAUAUAACUCGAGAGUUAUCACUACAUUCAGGAUUAAGAGGUUUUACACAUAUUGGAUCAUUGAUUAUAGAACCAGUUAUACAAGGUUCAGGUGGAAUGUUGAUGGUUGAUCCGCUUUUCCAACGUGUACUUGUUAAAGAAUGCCAGAGUCGGAAGAUUCCAGUUAUCUUUGAUGAGGUUUUUACUGGUUUCUGGCGUUUGGGAGUGGAGUCUGCUGCAGAACUACUUUGCUGUCAACCAGAUAUAGCCUGCUUUGCAAAACUGAUGACUGGUGGAAUUGUGCCAUUGGCUGCCACAUUGGCAACAGAUGCUGUUUUUGAUGCAUUUGUUGAGGAUUCCAAGCUCAAGGCUCUGUUGCAUGGACACUCGUAUACUGCGCAUGCUAUGGGGUGUACAGCAGCAGCUAAAUCCAUAAAAUGGUUUAAGGACACUCAAACAAAUUUCAAUUUAAUUUCUGAAGGAAGGUUGUUGAAGGAGUUAUGGGAUAUGGGUCUAGUGCAGCUGAUCUCAUCGCAUCGAACAGUCCAUAGAGUGGUUGUAUUGGGAACACUAUGUGCCCUAGAACUUCGAGCGGAAGGCUCUAACAUUGGGUAUUAUCUCGUAACUUCUACUUUGUGACAUUUUCAAAUAUUAUGUUCUAGGAAAUAUUCUCAUGGGUUACUGGUUGACACCCUAGCUUCCAGCGAUUUUGACAAAUUUUUGUGGAGGGUCUAUUGUAAAAAUUGUUAACAUGAAAGACAUGUUCUUCCAGCGAUUGUAAAAAUUCCAGCGAUUUUUACAAAUUUUUGAGGAGGGUCUAUUGUAAAAAUUGUGAACAUGAAAGACAGGUUCUUCUUGGUUGUGUUACUAUUGAAUAAUGUGUUUCGGAAAUAUUGGGAUGGUUAUAAUCCUAUGUUUCUCUGGCUAUGAAAGUACAAAUACUUCUAGAAGGGAGUCAUAUCUGUAUUGUAUCUGUAUUGGAUACUGAUAUGUAUCAGAUGCUUCCUAAAACAUAUCCGAUACUUGAAAUUAAUUUUCUUUAAUUUUGAGAAAUAUCAAAUAUAGGUCAUGUAUCAGAACUACUAUGAAAUUGAUAUUGUAAUUAUUCUUGCAUAGUUGUAGUCUGUAGAGUAUAAUUAUUAGUUUAAAUAGAAAAAUAGUUUUACAAUACUUAGCUUAGAGAACAAUAAAAUAUCAUGAUACUAUAGUCCGAUUCCAACAAUGAAUCAAAACUAGUAAACUUGCGUACUACAUUUUAGCAUAUUACACUUUUAGGUGUGAAAAGUUAAAGGACAAUGUAAACAAUUUAAACUUGAUAUUAAAAUGAAAUUUUUAUAGGACCUGCUAAAAACAUAAUAAAAAAGUGUUUGUUUGAGAGAGAAAAACUUAGAGAAUGAUAAGACAAUCAUCCCUUUUUAUAUUAAUAAUAGGUAACUUACAAUGGAAGCCCUGGAAGCAUAAAUAAGGAAAUAACAUAACAAGGAAAUAACAGCUAAUAGAAUAAUCAAUACACAAUAACCAAAGAUAUUAUUCUAACACUCCACCUUGAACUGGUGCGAAGAUGUCUUUCAUACCCAGCUUGCCAAGCACAUCAUGGAAUGGUUUGCUUCCAAUUCGCUGGGUGAGAAUGUCUGCUAGUUGUUCACCAGACUUCACAAAAGGAGUACAUAUAGUGCCACAGGUGAGUUUCUCCGUAAUGAAGUGGUGAUCAAUCUCCACAUGUUUCGUUCAGUUAUGCUGAAUUGGAUUGUGAGCUAUGUUAAUAGCAGCCUUAUUGUCAUAGUACAAUCGCAUGGAAUCAGUAUGACUAAUUCCCAGAUCACUUAGCAGCAACUUGAUCCACAAUAGUUUACAUAUAUCUUGAGUCAUGGCUCUAUACUCGGCCUUUGCACUAGAUCGGGCGAUUACAUUCUGUUUCUUACACUUCCAAGUAACCAAAUUACCUCAACAAAGGUAUAAUGACCAGAUGUGGACCUUCUAUCAGCUACUGAUUCUACCCAAUCAACAACUGUAUAAGCUCUCACCCAAAGAUGAGCGACCCUUUCCUAGAGAAGAUUUUAAGUAUCUAAGGAUGCGCAUUACUGCAACCAAGUGUCUCACGAGGAGCAUGCAUGAACUGGCUAACCACACUAACUGCCAUGACAAUGUCAAAACGAGAAUGAGAUAAAUAAAUGAGCUUAUCCACUAGUCUUAGAUAACUCCCCCUAUCAACAAUAGCUCCCCCACUAUCAUUAUUAAGUUUUUGAUUUAGCUCUAGUGGUGUAUCAUAAGCUUUACUCCCAAGCAUCCUGGUUUCUUUCAACAGGUCAAGAACAUAUUUUCUCUGACAGAAGAAAAUUCCAUCCUUGGACCAAGUAACUGUUAGCAUAUUAUAUUAGCCGAAAGUUUCACUAAGGUCUGUCUGUAAUCAUUUUGUGCCCUCAGGGAUUAUCUUGUAAUUGACUCUCUUGUAAACCCUAAUCUUCAUUUUAUAAAUAGGGGGUGAUAUUCUAUCACACCCUUAAGUUGGUUACUCGAGCUUCA
Molecule: messenger RNA, 2853 nt
Organism: Camellia sinensis
Lineage: Eukaryota; Viridiplantae; Streptophyta; Magnoliopsida; Ericales; Theaceae
Source: RefSeq, a predicted model, not a curated record